Messenger RNA from Porites lobata, 2433 nucleotides. The record is from the annotation of a GenBank genome assembly. Lineage: Eukaryota; Metazoa; Cnidaria; Anthozoa; Scleractinia; Poritidae.
CGUUAGCCCUACGUCUUUACCAUGUGCUAAAUUUUAUUCCUGUUGAAGGUGAGUCUAAUUGUAUUUUCUACAAUGUUUUCGUCCUAUUUCGCAUCAAUAACGGAGCACAGCUUUCUAUGCAUUUGUAAAGUAUUUAUAUCUAAAGAGUUUGUUAGGUUUUCUUGCGGUUUGGGGCGAUUUUAUGCCAGCAAAAGAAUCAUUCAGUCGAAGGAUUUUGAUACCAAUGUCCAUGCGCAUUCAGUUUCCUCUGCAAUUCAACGCGUUCAAUGUCCGUUUGGUCGUCGCUGGAUCAUGUGUAACCCUUUUCAAGGGUCAAAUUCCGUACGGGGAGCUAAAAAUCUCUUUCGAGAGAUCGAAAAUUGCCCUCGGGGAGCGAAUAAUCUCUUUCGGGAGAGCGAAAAUUCCUUUCGGGAAGAAAUUUAUAAUCGCCUUGUAGGAUUAUAUAAUAUUUUGUUUAUGUUACAAUAAAGUUACAGUUCUCUUCAGACAAAAUGUUUGUGGUAAAAGGUACCAGCUUAAUCUCUUCCCACCAGUGUUCUGUGCAACAUUUUUACAAAGUUUUCUUUUUUAUCCUUAUUCUAUUUCCACUCCGCCCCCUUCGUUUUCAUUUCAGUCUUAUCUUCUUUUCUUCAAUUCUUUUAUAUUACAUUUCUGUACCAGUACUGCAAUAGACACAUGCAGUCUUAGACUGCGUAUUUUUUUAUGAAAGACAUGUUUCUUCAGCCAGAAACGUAGGCUGGAUUACCAGCCGCUGUUCGGGAAAUGAGCCCGCGCUCCUCCCCCGAACAGGUCCGAACAGAGGAGGACCGAGCUAAAAGAGAGCGGCGGAAAUCGAGCCUACCAGAAACGCAGCUUAGCUUAUUCAUAUCUAUAGAAGUGGAAUAUUGUUAAAAUAAACAGAACUGCUUCUUACUAUAAGAGGCAAUAAUUAAGAAUUAUUCACCGAAAUGGAGGUGAAUAGUGGUAGACUUGUGUGUAAAACACCAACAUAAAGUAAAUUUCUUCACAUUAUAGAUAAUGUCGGCUUCGGCGCAAGCUAGGCGAGGGGACCCACUAACCAAGAAACUCCGCGAUUUUUCUGUGAAGUAUGUUAAGAUCACCAAUGAAGACAUGGCUCGCUCCAGAAGUCUGGUGCAGGAAGUCAUUGAAAAACAAAUCAUGAGCUACUGUGAACGUAACUCUUUGAUACCAAUCCUGAGACGAGAGUACACUGGUAGCGUGUAUGAGGGACUAAAAACAGAGAAGGCAGAUGAAGUGGAUGUUAUGGUUGUCCUUAAAAUAACCAGGCAAGAAGUCACCGUUGAAGCUUGCAGAGGAAUACCAGGAUAUGCAAGACUAGAGGCCCAAGAAAGUUCGAUUCUUCGUAGGUAUUCAAGUGCUGAGGGGUACAUAAUUCCUGAAAGACUUCGAAAUGGUUGGUUUCAUAGUCUCGUUGUUCAAGCAGUGAAUGCGUUCCACCGUUCGUCAUGUUCAGACUUCCGUUUGGAGGUGCGUUACCAUGGGCCUGCCACUCAGAUUGACAUCACUAGAAAGAGAACCAAUGAGAUGCUUCUAUCGGUUGAUCUCGUUCCUUGCUUCCACAUCGGGGCAGAAGAGUACUUCGUAGCCAAACCUUACACAGGGGUGACGCAUACCCCUCAUCCUGAACUCCUUUGGAGACAGUCGUUUUCUCUGAAAGAAAAGGGAAAGUUGCAGCAUAUGGAUACUGACGGUGGUUGCAGGCACGAACUUCUUAGAAUCGUGAAGACCAUCGUCAAGAGGGAGAGGACGUCUCUCGCAGCCCUUCAGUCAUAUCACUUGAAGAACGCCUUCAUGCUUUACAUGAGAGAUUCGUAUGGCUGGAAUGCUCAGAACUCCCUAGGCGAGAAGUUUUUUUCAUUUCUUAGGGAACUGCAGACUCACCUGGAGAGGAGAAAACUUCCACACUUCUGGCUUCCAGACGUGAACCUUCUGGAAGGCAUCAAUCCCUCGGUAAUUGAACAAAUGGCAAAUCGAUUGAAGCGAAUUCUUAAUAGUCAAACAGAACUAGAAAAAACUCUCGUAUAGCUGGAAUAACUGCAGGUUCGAUUAAUUAAAUGAAAAUAAGAAUGUUUGCUCCAUUGCUGGCUGAAUCCAGUAGACCUCACAGUAAGAAAAAGAAAUGCCGACUUAAGAUAGUUUAGUUGUUGUUAUAGCCCUAAUAACUAUUGGUAAUGUAUUUGUAAAAGGGUGACCAAAAAUGGGAACAACAACAACCAUUUUAUUUGCCAUGUUUAGAAAUAAAGUUUACAAGAAUAGAAUAAGUUAACAAGGUAGAUCAAGCAAAAAACUACUCAGAAUAGCAAAAACUAAACAAGCCGAGUAGUUAAUUAUGAUGAUCAACUUUUUCUAGGGUUGUAACACACGAAAGAUAACGAGCGGAAAAAAGGCAAAUAAAUUACAUUUAAGGGGGGG